AUGAACAUCUUUGAAGUCUGCUUUGGCCUUGAUCACCCCUACUUCCUGCAAACACUUGCCCUCUGGACCUAUUUGGAUACGAAGGCAGAAAAAACAGAUGCAGAACUAAUCGCACUGACGAACUUCUCCGAUAAUCGCCCCGUUGAUAUUGUGAAACUGCUCGAGAAUGCGCUCUGCUUUGGCCUUGAUCACCCCUACUUCCUGCAAACACUCGCCCUCUGGACUUAUUUGGAUACGAAGGCAGACAAAACAGAUGCAGAACUCAUCGCAUUAACGAACUUCUCUGAUAAUCGCCCCGUUGAUAUUGUGAAACUGCUCGAAAAUGCGCGUAUGUUGCCGUCCGAAGAGGAAUUGGAGCAGAAGAAAAAAGAGUUGAAAUCCUGA
This is a messenger RNA of Strongylus vulgaris, 384 nucleotides long. The record is from the annotation of a GenBank genome assembly. NCBI's taxonomy places the organism in Eukaryota, Metazoa, Nematoda, Chromadorea, Rhabditida, Strongylidae.